Molecule: messenger RNA, 1458 nt
Organism: Arvicola amphibius (Eurasian water vole)
Lineage: Eukaryota; Metazoa; Chordata; Mammalia; Rodentia; Cricetidae
Product: E3 ubiquitin-protein ligase RLIM-like
Exons: 3
Coding region: 1-1458 (485 amino acids)
Biological process (GO): random inactivation of X chromosome; protein ubiquitination; ubiquitin-dependent protein catabolic process
Cellular component (GO): nucleoplasm; cytoplasm
Molecular function (GO): ubiquitin protein ligase activity
Source: RefSeq, a predicted model, not a curated record
AUGGAAAACUCAGAUUCUAAUGAUAAAGGAAAUGACCAAUCUGCAGCACAGCGCAGAAGUCAAAUGGAUCGAUUGGAUCGGGAAGACUGUUUCUAUCAAUUUGUAAAUAACCUGAAUGAAGAAGACUAUAGACUUAUGAGAGACAACAAUUUGCUAGGCACUCCAGGUGAAACCACUGAGGAGGAGUUGCUCAGAAGACUACAGCAAAUAAAAGAGGGUCCGCCACCACAGAGCUCAGAUGAAAAUAGAGGUCGGCAAGACUCUUCAGAGUCAUCAUCUGCUAUACCAUCUAGGUCAGAACGCAGUUCUGCUGAAGCAUUAACCGAAGUGCCAUCCACCAGAGGUCAGAGGAGGGCAAGAAGCUGGAACCCAGAACACCGGAGAACCAGAGCCAGAGCUGAAAGAAGUAGGUCCCCUGUGCACCCAGCAAAUGAAAUUCCACAAAGAUCUCAUCAUAGCAUCUCAUCUCAGACUUUUGAACACCCUUUAGUAAACGAGAUUGAGGGAAGUUCUAGAACCCAUCACCAUGUGAUUUUGAGACAGCAGAUAACUGGAGUAGGUAGAGGUCUUUCUGCAGCAUCUGUGUCGAGAAAUGCCACUCAAAGGGCAAGUUCUUCAGAUACAGGCACCAAUGGUGAAACUGCAGGAUCUACUCAAAGAACUUCAACCAUCAUCCUUCGUAUCAGAAGAAUUCUUCUGAGAGAACACCCACGGAGAGAUAGCAUAGCUAGCAGAACUCGGUCUCGGUCAAGGUCUCAGACCCCAAACAACAGGGUCUCUUAUCUAAGUGAAAGUGAAGGUUUUAGGCGCACCUUUUCACGUUCUGAACGUGCAAGUGUGGGAACCUAUGUCAGUACUAACAGGAUUCCCAUUCGUAGAAUCUUAAAUACUGGAUCAAGUCAAACUACAUCUGUUCAGAUUCGAACCAUGUUAAGGCAGAUAUUGACAGGUUUUAGUGAGCUGGCGAGACUAGAAAGACAGAGUGUAAGAGGGAGCUCUGGUGGUAACAGUUCUGGAUCCAGCUCCAGCUCCCGCCCUGGCUCCAGUUCCAGUAGCUCAGCGAUGUUUGAAGGCAGUAAUGAAGGAACCCAAAUUCUCACACCAGGUGCCAGGAGAGAGGGCCAACAUAGGGCCCCAGUUAUAUUUGAUGAGAAUGGCUCUUCGUCAUUUUUUAGUCUGGCUCGGUUUUUCCUAUUAAAUGAGAAUGACAACCAACGAAGAGGACUCACCAAAGAACAGAUCGACAAUUUGGCAAUGAGAAGUUAUGAUGAAAAUGAUGCAUUGAAGACAUGUAGUGUUUGCAUUCGAGAAUAUACUGAAGGCAACAAACUUCGUAAGCUACCUUGCUCCCAUGAGUACCACGUCUACUGCAUUGACCGCUGGUUAUCGGAGAAUUCCACCUGUCCCAUUUGUCGCAGGGCCGUAUUAUCUUCUGGGAACAGAGAAAGUGUUGUGUAA